AUGCUUUGGCGUACUGUUUUUCUUUCAACAGCACUGUCAUUAUGUAGUCCGUCCGUUGCGAGGGUGGCACCAAUGAUAACAUGGGUCGAAGAUGGUUACAACCUCAUUGCAAAACUACCUUGUGUCAGCUGCCCGUUCUUGUAUCAGGAUACAUCCAAAGGGGAGGACCAACGAUGGUCUAAAAAAACUGCUGCCAAUUCUCUCCUCCUCAACAUCAGCCUCCCCUACACCACCCCCACCCUCUCCAUCAACCAAUCUCCCCUCCCACCUCCCGCCUCCACCACCAAACUCCCCCUCAUCCACGCCCCCCAGGUCUACCACGACAUCUCCCAGGCCGACCUCACCUCCCUCAUCUCCUCAAACCAACUCGACACCUCCGGCAGCGCCUCCUUCGGCCUCUCCUACGCCUACUCCAUCCGCCACAUCCCCGGCAAACCAGCUCUCUUAUUCCAAUUCGACGUCCUGGAAAUCCUAUCCGACGUCCCACCAGAGGCGCCCGUAAGAUUCAAACUCCAAGCCUCAUCGCAGCAAAUGCUGCAAAUCGUCCUACUCAGGAAACCACUGCUCUCUGCCGCCGAUCCCGACGACGCUUAUGAAAUCGUCCGAGCGGAGCUGGUACCCCGGACCGAGGCUGCGAAAACUGCGGCGGCGCAGCAGCGGCGGACGAUGGUGUAUUCGGAUUGGGAUUCCUUUGGGAGGAAAGGCACGGCGGCGCAUUUUGCGUCGUCGUUUGGGGACUGGUUGGUGGGUUAUCUCGAUUCGGGCGUGUGGGGGUUGGUGGUGUUUGUUUUGGGGGUUAUGGCGGUUUUCGUGGUCGUGUGCGUGGCGUGUAUGUUUGGGUGCGAGGUGUGCUCGGAUGACUAUGAGAGGGCGCAGAAUGGGAAGGUGAGGGAGGGGAGGAAGAGGAGGGGGAGGGGGAGGGCCGCGGAUGUGGAGAGUGGGUGGAGGGAGAGGACGAGGGGGAAGGGGAAGGGGAGGUUUAAGACGCCCGAGGAGUUGGGGUUGUUGGGGAGGGGGAGGGUGGUGGGUGUUGGGAAGAGUGAUUAG
Molecule: messenger RNA, 1047 nt
Organism: Westerdykella ornata
Lineage: Eukaryota; Fungi; Ascomycota; Dothideomycetes; Pleosporales; Sporormiaceae
Exons: 2
Coding region: 1-1047 (348 amino acids)
Source: RefSeq, a predicted model, not a curated record